Dentiscutata erythropus is the source of this 156-nucleotide messenger RNA. Lineage: Eukaryota; Fungi; Glomeromycota; Glomeromycetes; Diversisporales; Gigasporaceae. The record is from the annotation of a GenBank genome assembly.
CAUGAAACAGUUACGCUAAAAAAGCUUAUUGUUUUAAUAAAACUUUCAGAGAAUUCAGCUUUGCCAGAAAUCCACACAGUGCUGCCAAUUUUACGAAAGUACAGUUCACCAACAGAAAAAAAUACUACUGUUGCAAUUUUCGCUAUCAUUAUUUUU